Messenger RNA from Dentiscutata erythropus, 128 nucleotides. The record is from the annotation of a GenBank genome assembly. Lineage: Eukaryota; Fungi; Glomeromycota; Glomeromycetes; Diversisporales; Gigasporaceae.
AGAAAAGAUAAAAGAAAAAUAUCCUGAAAUAUAUAAAGAAACAAAGAAAUGGAUAAUAAAAAUUAAAAAGUUUAAAAACAAUAAUGAAUUUAAUUUGAAAAUAGCCUCCAUAAUCAGAGAAGAGACAG